AUGGAUGCUACCCCACGCAAACAACGCCUCACGACCCCAUGUCGAGAUAACCUACUCCGUUCGCCCGCCCUGUCCCUCGCGUCUGAUAUCAAAACCAACGACGGAGCCGACACGAUGCUGGCGCUCGCCAUCCUGCCCGCGCUCGCCGCGGUCGUCGCCGCCACCACCACCACCGCCGCCGACCUCGACCACGCGGCGCUUCCCUCCUACCACUACGGCGCCGCCAUCCCGAUUGAGUGCAUGAACCGCAGCUCAGAAACCGGCGAGCACAUUGAAGACAGCAACCACCAGCUGCAAUGGAUCCCCUUUCCCGUGUGCAAGGAAACCAGUAAACCCCUCGAGUUCGGCUACGGCAUCGAGGGCGAGGUCAACUGCACCAUCCCCAUCUCGCACGAAUUCUUCCACCUCCUCGAGUUCUACAUCCACAGCGACGCGCCCCUGUCGUGCCGGCUGCCGGCGCGCCCGCCCGCCGCCGUCAGCAUCAUCGGCGAGGCGCCGCCCGCGCAGGAGCACAUCCCGCUCGUCUUCGCCCUCGCCGGCACGCUGCAGCUCAGCCACAUGCACGUCUCGACGCACAUGAACGUGCUGCUGCACUCGGUCCCCAAGCACCACGUCCACCACCACGACAGCGGCGUCCUCGACUCGGCCAUCUCCUACAGCACCAGCCCCCUCUCCCACAUGGAGGGCUCGGCGUCGACCAAGCUCACCAUCGGCGAGCCGCUGCCGCUGCGCUUCUCGGUCCGCUGGUUCCCCACGCCGCACCUGCCGCACUCCGAGGGCCGCGUCGAGUGGCAGGGCCUCGGCGGGCACAUCUACGCCAGCACCUUUUUCUACAGCCUCGUCUCGUUCAUCGCGGGCGGCCUGGUCGCGGCCAUGUACACCCUGGGCAUCGUUCUGCCGAGGCGGCUGAAGAAUCGUGCGCUGGGCGGCGCGACGCCACUGGGCCAUGGCCUCGGCAACGGCUGGGGAUACUCGAAGCGCGUGGAUUAA
Molecule: messenger RNA, 990 nt
Organism: Akanthomyces muscarius
Lineage: Eukaryota; Fungi; Ascomycota; Sordariomycetes; Hypocreales; Cordycipitaceae
Exons: 3
Coding region: 1-990 (329 amino acids)
Source: RefSeq, a predicted model, not a curated record